This is a messenger RNA of Oryzias melastigma (Indian medaka), 3092 nucleotides long. RefSeq names its product caprin family member 2 (gene caprin2). Gene Ontology annotation, biological process: positive regulation of canonical Wnt signaling pathway. Gene Ontology annotation, molecular function: signaling receptor binding. The transcript is spliced from 22 exons. Gene Ontology annotation, cellular component: cytoplasm. The coding region runs from base 142 to 2832 and encodes 896 amino acids. The record is from RefSeq and is a predicted model, not a curated record. Lineage: Eukaryota; Metazoa; Chordata; Actinopteri; Beloniformes; Adrianichthyidae.
UAUAAAACUGGGCUGAGGCGGGGCGCGGCCUCCGGAGCAGAACAUCUGUGUGGGCCGGCUGGUCCUGUCUGGGCUUCCACCGUCUCUGAAGAGUCGAGGCGCAGUUCUUUCAUUCCGGCGGAACCGCAGUUGCAUGCCACCAUGGUUCAACUGUACACUUCCCCUGUUCUGGAUGCUCCUCAUCUACUGGAGCAUGAGGAGGAUGAGGGGGAGCUGAUGAAGGAUGAGGGGCUGCAGCAGGUCAGCCUGGAGGUUUCUACAGCUUACCAUGGCUAUGAAACCUACAUUGAAGAUGGCCUCAUCUGUCUGAAACACAAGAUCAGAAACUUGGAGAAGAAGAAGCUGAAGCUGAAGGAGUACAAGAAGAGGCUUAGCCAGGGCGAGGAGCUGAACAAAGAUCAGAAGGUGGCUGUGGAGAAGUUCGAGGAGGUGCUCCAUAACCUGGACUUUGCACGGGAGCUGCAUAAAACUUUGGAUGGCCUGACUCAGAAUGUGAGUGGUUCUGAUUCUGGCUUGUUAACGUGUUUACAUGUCUCUGGAUUAUGCUGGAUAUCUCCACUAAAAGGCUUCCGGAAGAAGGUUGUUAAACAAGAUCAGACGGUGAGGCUGGAGGUAGAGAGGAGGCGCCUGGCUACGGUACUGAAGAUCCACGACCUCCUGGGUAAUAUGCAGCAGGAGCACACCCAGAAGGACUUGAUGACUGGAAACAACCAGGCACCCCACAUCCCCAUCCAAAAGCUGCACAGCCUGAACCGGCUUGCCGCCAUGCUGGGCGUCCGAAGAGACAACGGACUGAGCCUGGAUGAGCAGAUGCAGGAUGCUGCACUGGUCUACAUGGACCUUCUGGAGGGAAAGGACCAACCAGUGGCUGGAUCCACUUAUAAGCUGCUGAAAGAGGAGCUUACAAGAUUGAUGGAUUGCAAGUAUUUUAGCCAUUUUCAGCCUCAACCCAACAAGUCUCCAGAGUUGUCUCUGAGCUUAGGAAGCCGCAGCACAAGUGGCGCUUCCAAAGAGCUUUUCCCCAGAUUACCCCUGCAGGAUGUGAGAGGGCCCCACAAUCCAAACUGGAAGGAUGAUUUCCAGUCCAUGAAGGAGCAGGAGCCUCCUGACAGCUGGGAUGCUGAAACCUCUGAUGGACCCUCAUCCCCACCAACUGGUAUCCCAAAACCUUGGAGGGGAGCUGCCAUGCUCAUCCCUAAGGCUGUCCGAGCUGCAUCAAAGAAGCAUACUGUUUCCAAACCGAGAAAAGAGAAGAAAGCCAAAAGGGAACAAAGCACGAAGACUGCCCUUCAAAUGGAAAUACCUGUGGAAAUGUUUCAGUCCCCAUCUACUUUGCCCAAAGAUCCGAUAUUAAGGAAACAGCACCUUGAGGAGCUCAUUCUGAAGAUCCAUGGCUCCUUCAGCUUCAUGCAGGACUCUUUAUUAGAUGGUGAGAAUUCUACCAGCAGUCUACCCAGACCCAAGAGACUUCCAUCUGGGGCUUCUUCUCCUUUGGCCUACGGUGGUCUAAGAAGUCCGUCUGAUAUUCUACCCAAAGUGAUGAGUUCCACCCCGCUGCCUAAUAGGCUGAAAGAGCGCAAGUCCAGUGUGUCAAGUGGGGAACAAUGUCUUGAUCGAGUUGACUUGGAGCUUUCCUCGAAAGACCUACCUCAUGUGUCUCUUCAGUUGGACUGCAGGAAACAAUUUUCCUCUCCUCCUCUCUACAGCAGAGAACUACCUGAUGCUUCUGCAGAAGAGAAUAACUCCUCUUGUAUCUCAAUUAUUGGCCCAUGUAAACACUCCCCCUCUAAUGGAUUAACAUCUUGCAAUUCUACACCUCCUAAGAGGGAGACCUUUUCCACACCUCCCACCAGACGAGCUCUGACCUCUGCACAGUUCGGAAACAUUCAGGCGGUCUUCAAGCCAGGACCAGGUUUAUCUCAGGUUGGGGAACUGGACUACAAGUCGAAAGCAGAUUUCUCUGAGCCACAGUACAGCAUUGCUAGUACCCAAACUCCGUCCGAGUUUGCUCCCACAGAUGACGAGCCUCUGCUGGUGUACCAGCCACAGUACAUGCUGGAUAAUGGAGAGAACUUCCUGUCUCCUGGCCUCCAAAGUGGGGGUUUGGGUCGUACCAACCAGUCUUACUACAGGGGACCUGUUAGAGGAGGAGCCUACAUCCCCCAGCCAUAUGUCAGAGACUCUGGCUCUCUCCUCUAUGCUCCGAGAGAUUCAACACAUCAGCAUGUGUACAGACAAGGUGGGAGACACGGGUCGAUUGCAGCUUGGAGUGAUUCUUCCCAAGUCAGCAGUCCAGAACGGGACGGGAACUUCACCAUGGUGGAUUCCGGUCACGGGGACUCCAUGUCCGUGUCAACUGUGGAGGUCCCGAUGACCCCCCACAGCCACCAACCCACCUUACUUCCAAUGCAGCUGUACCCGCUCUCCCAGCCGUUGCGAGUAGCGUUCACUGCCUCUCGUACUGCUAACUUUGCUCCAGGCAACCUGGACCAGCCCAUCGUGUUUGACCAGCUGCACAGCAACCUGGGGGAGACGUACGACACCCACAUUGGAAGGUUCACCUGUCCAGUGAACGGAACAUACGUGUUCAUCUUUCACAUCCUGAAGCUGGCAAUCAAUGUUCCCCUCUAUGUUAACCUCAUGCGCAAUGAAGAAGUGAUGGUGUCUGCGUAUGCCAAUGAUGGCGCCCCAGAUCACGAGACUGCCAGCAACCAUGCAAUUCUGCCACUCUUUCAAGGGGACCAAGUGUGGCUGCGGUUGCACCGUGGAGCCAUCUAUGGCAGCACGUGGAAGUACAGCACCUUUUCCGGCUUCCUGCUCUACCAGGAGUAAACCAGGCUGUGGUUUCCUCGACUUCAAAGGGUCUGCUUUUGGAGGAUUGACUGAUGUUUGGCGUCGAUGAGCCUCAGAGCUGUAACAGACUACAACUGCUGGUGGCUGGUCUGCAGCUGCUGGAUGAGGCUUGGAAAGGGCAACUUCUUGGUGGUGGGUGUGGUGAAUUACACUUGAGACCAAACUGUAGCACUGAUGAUUACUUGGAGAACUGGAAAGCGGUCUCAUGUGCCUGAAUAAAGGUUGAGCAGUCAAUUGAG